UCACGUUUUGAGCCAUUUGCUUGUUGGAUUUCAUCCGAAUUGUAUUAAAAUCUGAAAUACCAGAAGUGAGUUAACGAUAUACAUAUCUAGAAGAGACUUAAGUGUGCGUACUUGUGUUGUGAAAUUUACAUACAUUUUUGUGAAAGUAUAACCAGUUGGCCGGUUUAUUGUACGCUUCAUGCAAUUGGAACGGCAUAAAAAACGAUAGUGCUGCGACUAUUACUGUGCCUUUAAAGUGAUAAGACACGUACGGAGAUAAAAUCUCCUUAAGAUAUUUUGAAAUAGUGCAUUCUUCGUUCAUCGAUACCUUACAUACAGCGGUCGUUUCGGAUACCGUAACCCCCUAUAGAAAGCAGAUCAAGUAAUUUAUUUCUGUUUUUCAAACUAAAUAGAAUUUAUAUUUACUUGAAACUCCAAACGGCAUUACCACCAUCCAAACUCGAUAUCUUCUCCCCCUAAAACCAUAAAACACAAAUUAUGAAUCGCACAAAUAGCUUUGUAAAUGCUCUGAAAUGGUGGCCAAUGCCCGGUGGGAACAACAAAACCACAUUUGGAAGCAGCGUAGCCGUGCAGAAAUUGCGAGAAUCCAAGUGGUUUGGGCCAGAGGAGCAACGCAUCUUUUGUGCCGUCGUCGAAUAUGGAUUCAUCGUCGAGAUACGUAGCGAUCAGGAAAAUAAUGGCUGGUUUGGCGUCGUCGUAUGCAAAUCAUCGAAAGAUAAAAAAGCUUUGCCCGAAACAAUUGAAAUAUUUUCAGUAAAAUUGCGUGGCAAUGGUUUACGUGUCUUUAAAAUAACCUUGGAAGAUGUGUGGAAGCGUGGCUGGUAUAUACGCAUCAAUAACUUUGCCGAUAAGGAAAAGCAACCACACUGUGAAAAGGAUAUCAGAGAUCAGAUAACGUUUGCCCGGAAAGCUAAUCAAAGCUUGUGGAACAACACACAACACUUUGCCUAUUGGUGUCGGUAUGGAAGCCGACAACAAGACAUUCGAAGACGACAGAUGUCAGAAUGUGUUAAAUGGGGUAGUGUUGGAAUGAAUGCUGGCAUGCUACUUGUUAUGAAUAGCAGACAAAAAUCCUGGUCUACAUCGAAAUAGCUCCAUAAUGCUUUUUGAUAUUAGGUGAUCUUGCUCUAUGAUAUAAAUUCACAUUUAUUCAACCCGUGACUACUAUUAUUCUUACUUAUUUUUAAGUAUAACCGAAUGUAUACUUUGCGGAAAGCAAAACAUAAACUUAGUUCUAUGAGUUUACGUACAUUUAAAAAAACGAAAAACAUGAAUUGAAUUUCGAUUAGAAAGAAGAUUGUGGAUGAAAAUAUUAUUAUAUAAUAACCGGUUUCGACAUAUUCUCAUAUGCAUAUACACGUACAUACUUAUUGUGUAACAUUUUCAUAACACAUCUCUUGAUUUAUUAUGCACCAAAAAAGACUUCAUUGUAAGUUUAGAAAUACCAGCUGUGAUGUUCAUACAUGUCGAUUUAUUUGCGGAAAAUUACUUUUGUUGAUCAAAUUAGAAAUAUCACUAUCAUUUUCAUACAUUUGGGUCAUAUUGAUUACCACGAAAUUCUAAAUUCCACUGCAAACUUGUAGUCACGGUCCACUGUGAUUUAGAAAAAGACAAUUGUAGAAGAAAACGUUUUUUCUUCCAUGACACAACUUUCUUCUCUGAUUUCUAAAUAAAAAACAAUGUUGCCUGGAAGUAAUGCACAUUGGACCUUGGCUGCAGAAUAACAUUCUUAGAUAUCCUGUGCAUGAAUACGUGUUCUUAUGGGAUUAUAUAACAUAUUUUUUAUAAAGCAGUGAUCAACUUUUCAGAUAAAUCGAUUUAUUUAAUCGAGAAUUUGUAAAAUUAUUAUAUAUUAAAUAUAUAUUAUUGCACAUUUAUUGUGUAUUUGGACUAUUUUUGUAGAAAUGUGAAAGAAUCUGCAUUUUAUUUAUGAAAUAUGUAUAAAUAAUUAUCGAAAAUAAAUAUUUUGAGCUUCAUUU
This is a messenger RNA of Hermetia illucens (black soldier fly), 1979 nucleotides long. RefSeq lists its product as uncharacterized. NCBI's taxonomy places the organism in Eukaryota, Metazoa, Arthropoda, Insecta, Diptera, Stratiomyidae. The coding region runs from base 478 to 1092 and encodes 204 amino acids. The record is from RefSeq and is a predicted model, not a curated record. The transcript is spliced from 4 exons.